AAAAAGAGAUGAAAAAUUGCAGCUUUUUGAGACUGACUUGAUUCUCAGGCGAGGGUUUGAAGAGCAGCGAAAAGGAGGAAUCGCUUUCGGUUUAGCGAAGUUUGGUCGACGGGGAGCGGUGACUGUGAAGCCCGGAGCCUCGCGGAUCUUAUGGAACAGACCUUGUCGGAGGCCGACAAUGGUAUUGAGUGCUUGAACAAUGUCGAUGCUGCGUCAGGGCUUUCCAACUCGACCAGCCAGCAGCUGACUCCAGCGGACCGCCUGCCUUCCAGCAACUUUGACAGGGCAAAUCUGCACUUGGGAACCCCACAUCCACGUGCACCCGAGAACAAAACCGAGCCCCGAACCUUCCCUGAUCCCAAAAUGAUGUCUAACGAGGAUAAAACCCCCGAAGACGACGGAUCAGACCGCAGCAAUGCUUCCAGCAACUCAGCUUCAGAAGAAUCCAACCACUCUGCCUCAGGAUCGGAAUCAGGCAGCCAGUCGGAAAGUGAACAAGGAAGUGAGUCUAACAAUAGCAGUUCGGAAUCUUCGGAAUCCCAGUCUGAAUCGGAAAGUGAAUCGGCUGGAUCCAAGUUACAGCAAGCUGCCACAGAGAACAAGGACAAGCCUUUGAGUAAGAAGGAGAGAAUAGCUGAUGUUAAAAAGAUGUGGGAAGAAUAUCCAGAUGUUUAUGGGGUUAGGAGGUCAAACCGCAGCAGACAGGAACCGGCUCGACUUAACGCUGGACCUGAGAGCAGUGAAAACUCUGAGAAUGAGACUCCAAGGCGACGAGGGAGAAGAAGAGCCACAAAUUGGAAAAAUGCAGUAUCUGAGAAUGAAGAGGAGGAGGAAGAGGAGGAAAAAGAAGAGGAAGAGGAGGAAGAGGAGGAGGAGGAGGAUGAAGAGGAGGAAGAAGAGGCAGCUAGCAGUGCUGAAAGUGAACCUGAAAGAAAAGUCAGAGCCCGUCGACCAGUUACCAGGAGACCACCAGCCAGGACUCAAGUUAAAAGACAGAAAACUCGGAGGGGAAAGAAAAGGAGAAGGGAUUCUUCUGAUGAUGAUGAUGAUGACGACACUCCCAAACGACAGACACGCAAGUGUGUGACAAAAAAUGUGAGUUAUAAAGAAGAUGAUGAUUUUGAGACUGAUUCAGAUGAUCUCAUCGAAGUUACAGGAGAGCCAGCACGGGAGGAGAAUGAUGACAGCGAAACCAUUGAGAAAGUGAUUGACUCCCGCAUUUGGAAAAAAGGAGUUGUCGGAGCCCCAACCACAGUCUACGCAGUAGAGGCUGAUGGGAAUCCAGGGGCAGACUUCGAUCCGGAGAAGGAUGAGAAGGAGGUGCAUUAUCUGAUCAAGUGGAAGGGCUGGUCGUAUAUCCACAACACCUGGGAAAGUGAAGAGUCGUUGAGACAGCAGAAAGUGAAAGGACUGAAGAAAUUAGAGAACUUCAUCAAAAAGGAGGAAGAAGUAAACCAGUGGCUGGCCAAAGCGUCUCCAGAAGAUAUAGAGUAUUACAACUGUCAGCAGGAAAUGGCUUUUGACCUCAAUAAGCAAUACCAGAUCGUAGAGAGAGUGAUUGCUAUGAAGACCAGUAAAUCUUCAUCCAGUCACACUGAAUUCCCAUCACAUUCCAGCCACAAAACAUCAUCCUCUGGCCAGCCCGACUACCUGUGUAAGUGGAUGGGUUUGCCAUACGUGGACUGCAGCUGGGAGGAUGGAGCGCUUAUUUCCAGAAAGUUCCAGGCGUGCAUUGAUGCCUUCCAUAACCGCCACAAUUCCAAAACUAUUCCCUCGAAAGACUGCAAGGUGCUGAAACAGAGACCUAGGUUCGUUGCCAUGAAAAAGCAGCCUUCCUACAUUGGCAGUGACGGCUUGGAAUUGAGGGAUUACCAACUUGAGGGCCUGAACUGGCUCGCUCACUCCUGGUGCAAGUGUAACAGUGUGAUUCUGGCUGACGAAAUGGGUUUGGGUAAAACAAUCCAAACCAUCUCAUUCCUCUCAAACUUGUUCAAUCAGCAUCAGCUCUAUGGUCCCUUUCUACUGGUUGUCCCGCUGUCCACCCUCACCUCCUGGCAGCGAGAGUUCGACAUCUGGGAGCCCAACAUGAAUGUGGUUGUCUAUAUUGGCGAUGUCAUGAGCCGCAAUACGAUCCGGGAAUAUGACUGGUUACAUCCUGAGACAAAGAGGCUGAAGUUUAACGUACUGAUAACAACAUACGAAAUUCUGCUGAAAGAUAAGAAUGUUUUGGGGAGUAUAAACUGGGCUUUCCUGGGAGUGGACGAAGCUCAUCGAUUGAAGAAUGAUGACUCCCUCUUGUACCGGACUCUGAUUGACUUCAGAUCCAACCAUCGGCUUCUGAUAACAGGGACACCGCUGCAGAACUCCCUGAAAGAGCUCUGGUCACUCCUGCACUUCAUUAUGCCUGAAAAGUUUGAUUCCUGGGAGGACUUUGAAGAGGAACAUGGGAAAGGAAGAGAAAAUGGUUUCCAAAGUCUCCACAGGGUGUUGGAGCCCUUCCUGUUACGCAGAGUAAAGAAGGACGUUGAAAAAUCACUUCCUGCCAAAGUUGAACAGAUCCUAAGAGUGGAAAUGUCAGCCUCACAGAAGCAGUAUUACAAGUGGAUAUUGACACGAAAUUACAAAGCGCUCACCAAGGGAACCAGGGGGUCUUCAUCGAGCUUCCUCAACAUCAUGAUGGAGCUGAAGAAAUGCUGCAAUCACUGUUACUUGGUCAAACCGUGUGAGGAGAAUGAGAACCUGACAAGCCAGGAAGUGUUGCAGAACCUGAUCAAGAGCAGUGGCAAGCUGAUUCUGCUGGAUAAGCUGAUGUCCAGGCUUCGAGAGAGAGGAAACCGAGUGCUUAUCUUCUCUCAGAUGGUCCGAAUGUUGGAUAUCCUUGCUGAAUACUUGACCAUUAAACACUAUCCAUUCCAGCGUUUAGAUGGGUCUAUAAAAGGGGAAUUAAGAAAGCAGGCUUUGGACCACUUCAACGCAGAAGGAUCUGAGGACUUCUGCUUCCUCCUCUCUACGAGAGCAGGGGGACUUGGGAUUAACCUGGCCUCAGCUGACACUGUGAUUAUCUUUGACUCUGACUGGAAUCCUCAGAACGACUUGCAGGCUCAGGCUCGAGCUCAUAGGAUAGGCCAGAAGAAGCAGGUUAAUAUUUACCGCCUGGUUACAAAAGGGACUGUGGAAGAGGACAUCAUUGAACGUGCCAAAAAAAAGAUGGUCCUAGAUCAUCUCGUGAUCCAGAGGAUGGAUACUACGGGGCGGACAGUGCUGGACAGCUCUGCUCGUCCUUCGCACUCGACGCCGUUCAACAAGGAAGAACUUACAGCAAUCUUAAAGUUUGGAGCCGAGGAACUCUUCAAAGAGCCGGAGGGCGAGGAGUCUGAGCCACAGGAAAUGGAUAUUGAAGAGAUCCUGCGCCUCGCAGAAACACGAGAGAAUGAACAGUCUGUGAGUCCAACAGAUGAACUGCUGUCGCAGUUCAAGGUGGCGAACUUCACCACAAUGGAGGAGAACGAACCCGAAGUGGAUGAGAAGCAGAUUAAGGAAUGGGAUGAUAUCAUCCCAGAGGAGCAAUGGAAAAAGAUUGAAGAGGAGGCACGGCAGAAAGAACUGGAAGAAAUUUACAUGCUUCCAAGGAGCAGAAGUUCAACUAAAAAGGCUCAGGCAAAUGGCAGCGAUUCAGAUGCUGGAUCACGACGAAGGCGGCAGAGAUCAUCAGGGUCAGAGAGCGAAACGGAGGAAAGCGAUGACGAGGAGAAGCGACCGAAGCGGAGAGGCCGUCCACGGACAGUCCGGAGAGACAUGGUGGAUGGCUUCACAGAUGCCGAAAUCAGGAGAUUUAUCAAGAGCUAUAAGAAGUUUGGCGCUCCUCUUGAAAGGCUCGAGGGCAUUGCUCGUGAUGCAGAGCUGGUAGACAAGUCCAUUGCAGACCUCCAGCGAUUGGGUGAACUCAUACAUAACGGCUGUGUGAUGGCCCUCAAGGAAUUCGAAGAGCAGCUAAAAGAAAACCCUGGGCUGGAGGGAAAAGGUCCUGGAAAAAAGAGGGGACCAACUAUCAAGGUUUCUGGUGUCCAGGUCAAUGUCAAAUCGAUUCUCAUUCAUGAAGACGAGUUUGAGGCUUUGCAUAAAGCCAUUCCCAUCGACCCUGAGGAAAGAAAAAAGUACCGUUUACCCUGCCACGCGAAGGCUGUGCAUUUCGAUACAGAUUGGGGUGUGGAGGAGGAUUCCAAUUUGCUGAUAGGGAUCUAUGAGUGUGGCUAUAGCAACUGGGAGCAGAUAAAAAUGGACCCAGAUCUACAGCUUACCAAUAAGAUUCUCCCAGAUGAUCCUGACAGAAAACCACAAGCCAAGCACCUCCAGUCGCGAGCUGAUUAUCUGAUUAAGCUUCUGAAGAAAGACAUGAUCAAGAAGGAUGCUUUGAAGCAGGAAGAGGAGACAAAACCAAAGAAAAGGAAACCGAGAGUGAAGAAAGAGAAUAAGGCACCCAGACUGAAGGACGAAAGCAGCAAUGACAUUACGUCCCCUCGGCUUUCAGACAAUGCUUCCGAGGAGGAUGGAGAGAUGAAGGACGGUGGCUUGGACCGAGCUCCUGUGAAGAAGAAGCUGAAGAAGAAAGACAACAAGGAAAACAAGGAGAAGGGUGAUCCCAAGAAGGAGAAAGAUGGGCAGAAAGGGAAAAAAAAGACCAAGACAAAGAAGGACAAGCAGAUUAAGUCUGAUGCUAAGGACAGGAUUCGGAAGUCUGUGUCCAAGGGUCCAGUCCAUAUUACAGCAGGCAAUGACCCAGUGCCGAUUGGAGAGGAGGGCGAGGAUGAGUUGGACCAGGAAACAUUCAGCAUUUGCAAGGAACGAAUGAGGCCGGUGAAGAAAGCUCUGAAGCAGCUGGACAAGCCAGAAGAUGGGCUGUCUGAGAAGGAGCAGCUCCAGCACACCCGCAGCUGCCUGCUGAAGAUUGGUGACCGAAUUAGUGAGUGCCUUAAAGCAUACACAGACUCUGAGCAUGUCAAGAUCUGGAGAAGAAAUCUCUGGAUUUUUGUCUCCAAGUUCACUGAAUUUGAUGCCAGAAAAUUGCACAAACUGUACAAGCUAGCACAGAAGAGGCGAUCCCAGGAAGAGGAGGAACAGAAGAAGAAGGAGAAUAAUUCCGAGAGCAAACGUCAGUUUAAACCGGAGCCCUCGGGUUCAAGUCGGGAUUCCAUGAAUUCUCAGUCACAUGCACAGCAUGGGCCCCAUGCUCCUCAUCUACUUCCACCCCAUCAUCAGCAGCAAAUGCAUGGCCAUCACCGGGAGCCCUAUAAUCAGCUCAACAAGCGGCCUUUCAACAAUUCAGAUCGGGGAGACCGACAGAGAGAUCGGAUGUACAACUACAGUAACAAUAACCAGCAGUGGGGACCUGACCGGCAUCACCCAUAUGACCAACACAGAUAUAAGGACCAUCACUUUGGGGACCGGAGGCCGCGCGGAGAUCCCCACAGGAACUCUGGCAAUUAUCGGCCAAAUAACAUUCACCGCAAGAGACCAUACAACCAGUAUGGCAACGAGCGAGACCACAGAGGUCACCGGGAUUACUAUGACAGGCGUCACCAGGAUCUGAAACGACGCAGGUCAGACGAGUUUAGACCUCAGGACCACCGCAGUUUGGGGCACCAACCAGACUUCCGGAGAUUGCCCGAUCACAGACCCCCUGGGGCCUACCACAGCCAGGGACCUUCUGAACACUAUAGACCCUUUCACCUUGAAAAGCCGAUGGAGCACAAGGCACCCACAGCAGACCAUCGUUCACCGCUCUCUCAGAAAUCGCCACAUGAUUCGAAAUCCCCUCUUGAGCAUAGGUCCCCUCUGGACCGCUCACUGGAACACAAGAAUACUCCUGACUAUAACUGGAACGUAAGGAAAACGUAGAGUCCACUCUGAGGAAAAUGGGAAACUGCUCUACAGUUCUCCAUUUUAUAAAUUUAAAAAAAAACCCACACUUUCCCUAUUCUCACCACACACGAAAAGUUGAACGACUGCGCUGUGAUGUCGUUUGCACAAUGAAUGUGAAACAAAUUAGAGAGAAAGAAUGAGGGGAGAUUUCUGCUGCUUGGACACGAACGCUCGCAAUUUUGAACCUUUCUUUAAAAUGAAGAUGGCGUCGGCACGGAGAUCAAAUUCGUGCAUACGUGUUCGUUCUGAAAACCUCGUUGGUCAGAGAGGGAAGGGAAAAGAUUGGGCUUUUGGAAGAUGAUGGCAGCUGCUUUGCAGCCAGUAAUUUUGAUGACGUGUUAAAGGACUGUCCCAAGUAGGAGGUCAGCAGAGAGUGCAAUUCGCAAAAGAUGUCAUAUCUCCUGUCAGCUUUGUCUGUUCAUGGUCUCUGCCAAAAUAUUUCUAUGUUUUAUCCUAAAUGUGCGUGAUGAAUACUCUCUCUGUGCUGAGUAGUGUUGGGCAGGUCAAUUCUUUUUCUAAAUAGUGUUCCAAAUUCAGCAGAGGAACUAAUUUGCAGUUCCAUGCUAAUAUAUAGAGAGCGGUACCAGUGUUGAGGCAGAGAUGGGGGUAGCUGGACAUGUUACCCUGUCUUCUAGCACUACCGUAACUUGCCCAAGAAAUACCAAAAAAAAAGGGAAAUGGGAUUGUCUGAAAUUCUUCCAUAGACGCGUGUUUAGUGUCUGACUAGAAGGGACGGAACGGUAAAGCAGAAUGGUCAGGGGAUUAGCACUUUGUGUUCAGUACAAAUGCGCCUUGUUCCAAUUCCUGGAAUCUGUCUUUAGAAUAUAGUGUUGUCAUUUUGCAGCAAAAGUAUUAGGACUUUACAAACACAAGAAUUACGAAAGAAAAUAUCAGUAUCUUGAUUCUAACGGCCAGUCUUCACGAUCUGCAUUUUAGAAGCUAUGUGUCGCACUUGGUCACAAUGUAAGCACUUUGUUCUGUUUGCUUCCCCUCGCCUUGCCUGCCCAAAGCUUCCUUCAACCUUGGAUAUUGUGGAUCGGUCAACCCUCAAGUAAAAUGACCUAUUUUUUUAUAACCUUGUUCCAGCCUAUGUUUGAUGAGCUGGGUGGGGAUGGGGAGUGAUAGUUUGUACGUUUAAAAAAAAAUCUAAAAUAGUGGAGAAAGAGGGAGGAAUGCUUAACCGGAGUGGGAAGCUAGGCUCUGUUUUACCAGAGAAAAGGUCUCCAGAUGACUGUGCCAUAGGUGUAAAGGCAGCCGAUCAUCAGUGUUUGGGUUUCAGCAUCUCUCAGAGUUGUUGGACGCAGAGCUGGCUGAAGGGUAUCCGGAGUGGUGUUCCUUUCAGUGUUUCAAGUUGUGGAGAAUGUGGCCCUUCAUCUCCCUGACACACCUUCCACCCUCCCCUCCCUUUUUCAAUCCAGCUGCGCUCACCUGCAUACGCAUCCACACCCACCUAUGCAUGCACUCACGCAGCGUGCACGUUUGUGCCUAGGCACACAUGCACCCAGUCACCAACCAACUCUCUUGCCCAGAUCAUGGCUGUGGGCAUUCUACUUAGAUCAGCCCAACUAAAUUUAUCAUAUUUUUAAAAAUCCCUUUUUGCAGUUCCCAAGAACUUGGUUUAUUUAAAAAAACUGAUUUCCAAUCCGUGUUUAUUAACUCACCCAUAUAUUGAUGCACUGAACAGGCUCUGGAAUCUUGCUUCCACAAACAUAUUUUCAACUGCACUUGGUGAUAUUCAAUGUGCUUCAUGUUCCCUUGUCUCUCCUCCAAAGCUGCAUUAUUUGUGAUACCAAAUAACAGGAACAAAUUACUCAGACCUGAGUAAUCAAAGAUUGAAUAAAAUGUGCAAACUUAAGGUGCAUGAAACUGGAUCUCCCCAAAUCGCACUGUAAACAAUGAAAUGCCUCCUCUGCAGAUAUGACUUGAAUUAAAUCAUAAUUUAAAAUUCCCACAGAAUUUAAUUUUUUUAAAAACUGAAUAUGGACAAUUGUAUGGCUCAUGUUUGCCAAAGUUCCAGCCAGUCCUUCAACAGUCUUUGGCCCCAAAGGUAGGGUUCUGCGUUGAACAUGACAGCAAGUGUCGCAGUUGCUACUUGCUCCUCGAAUAAAGGGGUCAGUUUGUGGGGGAAGGGGGCUGCGCAUCAGCCUCCACUGCACAACGUUAACACUCAGUGUGAACUCACUUUACGGUUCACGGAAUCUGCUAAUGAGGGAUUGCCCCUGGUACGGAAGAGGCAACCUGAUUGGGCAGUCUUGACAGGAGUUAAGCAACAGUGGUUCAAGUUGGCAGCUCGCCACCAUUUUCUCGAGGGCAAUUAGGGAUGGGCAAUAAAUGUUGUCCUUGCCAGCGACGUCUGCAUCCCAUGAACAAAUACAUUAAAAAAAACAUUCACAGUUUUUUAAUGGUGCAGCCCUCUAUAUGUCUGGUAUACUGAACCAGAAGGCAUUUGACUUCACAGUGGACUUGUUAUGGUGUUUUCCCCCCUGGUUGUUUGAAUUAUUAAAUGAGCAAUUUCAAAAACUCAACGAAAUACUGAUUUUGGGGCACAGGAAGGCUGAAGGAAUUGUCUCCCCUUCUGAAUGGUGUGCUCAUAGAGAACUGAUCUGUUCAUUGGUCUCUGUGUAACCUGUUAUUUAAACUCAGUUCUCUGUCUUUCCCUUCUCCACUGUUUUGCCCAGGUGACAAGUCCAGUGGAAACCCCAGCUCUCUCAAAGCCCCCAGUAUUUCUCCAUCUCAGUUACAGACUGACCCAUUUCAUAAUGUCACAUCCCUUCAACACGGCAGUGUGGACAUGUUGCUGAUUUAAUUGUACAGUUCUGUCACUUUGCUGUACCGUACCUAAUGCUAAAAUGUGCUGUGCAUAUGGACCGGUGUGUCACUCAACAAUUUACUGCUGAAGGCCACAGGCCCCCUGAAGGUCUUGUUUCAGGACCAUUCUCAGGCCUGGAGCACGCUAACUGAGUGUGACAAGACAUGAGUUUGUGACCUCAAUCCUUAACAGUGAGCUCCUGAUUUUAAUUGUGUCACUCUGGGUUGGGCACUUCACCACAGGAAGAGGAGGUUUGAAAAGAGACACUUGGGGGUGGGGUGGAGCUGGUGAACAGUUCCAUUAACUGGGUCAUUCUGCUUUCUGUAUAGAAGCUAGACUAAUGCUCUCUCCUGAUAUAAUUCCCACAUUUUACUGGAGAUGACAAAACAGCACUGAAUCCUAGCUCAGGCAAUAUCUUACCAUCAAGCAGGCUAUGAAUGGUGAAUCCAGAGACACGGGAAGAGCAACUAUGCUGAGCCUUUAUAUAUGCGCCACUGUUGCCUAGGGUCAAUAUUAGUUCAGAAUAGUCCAGGUUUGUGAGAGCCAACAUUCUGAAUCUAGAUAGAGCUUCAUACAUAAAGAAUAAGAGUUGGGAAGAGUGUAUUUGUUACAUGUUGGCUUGGUUUAUAAUGAUCCAAAAGGCACUUCUAUAAUUGUGCUGAUUUCUCCCUUUUUUCAAUGCAAGAAUUGUGGGUCAAGGACCUGACGAGAGUUGAGGUUUACAUUUAGGACUCUGUGAAAAUCUAAGGUUACAAUAGCCAACAAAAACGUGGCUGGCGGCACUGGGCAAGUUGUACGAAAUCAUGGGUGUGUGAUGAACCUUCUAAGUGGCAGAGAUGAAGAUGCUCCCAGUGGUCUGGUGCACAGGGGAAAAAAAUUCAUGGCCCCCCGCCCCCCCUACCUUGCUGAGCAGUUUGUGAAUAAAGCUUUUCUACCAAGGGACUUGUAACAGUGAACAGUGGGCAUUCAUGCCGGUUCAUGCCAACAAGGACCAGGAGUAAAAGCACUUGUGGAGCUGCUUCUGAAGAAAACUCAUCAGUGAUGAGGAAAACUCAAUGGCAAACCUCAGCUGAAUUUUGUUAGCCUUCUCUCAGUGCCAUUGUCAUGAGUUGUUGAGAGCCAUACCGUGCUUUGGUAUGACAGAUACACGCACGAGCACACAAGUGCAACUAACUUCUAAUAAUUUUUAUUGCUGAAAAAUUCCAAGACAUUCUGUAGGGCAGAGUUUUGUUGUAUUUCUCUAGCCUCCUGGCCUUGAUUUCUUCAGAUCUCCCACAUGAGUAACAGGCUGCUGUCACCUUUCCAAAUAUUGCCUCCAUGCAUCAGAUGCGGUGAAGCUGUAGCAAAAAUAUAUUCCCCGAUUUUAAUUUUUUUUUUAAAAGAUCUUUUUUAAAUGGCUCUUGCCUCAAAUUCUAGAGACAGCAACGAUGAAGAGGAUGUCAGUGAUGGAAGAAGAUAAAAGGAAAUACGCUGCCAACAGUCCCACAUAAUUUUUGUUUUGCUAAGAGGGUCGGUACAGAGUUUCUGUAAAACUUGUGGACUUUUUAAAAUGACUUUAAAAAUAAAGUAAAUAUUAAUUUAUAUUUGUGAAAAGGCCACUGUUAGUGCAUUUUGGUGUAAAUACUUUGUUUAUAGUACGUAUUAAAUUUUCCUACACCUUAA
This is a messenger RNA of Carcharodon carcharias (great white shark), 10390 nucleotides long. It is a transcript of the gene chd2, whose product is annotated as chromodomain helicase DNA binding protein 2. The transcript is spliced from 39 exons. Gene Ontology annotation, molecular function: chromatin binding; ATP binding; DNA binding. The record is from RefSeq and is a predicted model, not a curated record. Lineage: Eukaryota; Metazoa; Chordata; Chondrichthyes; Lamniformes; Lamnidae. Gene Ontology annotation, biological process: nucleosome organization; regulation of transcription by RNA polymerase II. Bases 151 to 5895 code for a protein of 1914 amino acids. Gene Ontology annotation, cellular component: nucleus; chromatin.